CUCCCUCCCUCCCCUUCUUCCCUCCCCUCACUCGUCUCUCCUCUGCCAGCCGCCGCCGCCGCCGCCACCCGGCUCUUCCGCCUCGCCGACGCCGCCCAGAUCCAAUCCAACUCCGCCGUCCCCGUCCGCGCCGUCUUCGCGCAGCGGGUCCGGUCUCUCCGACGGCCUCGUCGUCCUCCGCCUCCAGCGCGCCCCGCCACCCCGGUCACCUCCGUGCCACCGGAGUCGCCCCGCCAGCCAAGGUGGUCCAAUGGCUUCAGGCAUCAUGCUCCGACGCCUUUCCAAGACACUCACCAUGAGCCCAGCAGCAGCAGUGGCAUCUGGUAUGACCAGCCAGCAUCACCAGCUUCAGCAGCGAGCACCGGUGAGCGGCACAUCCAAGGGCAAGGCGAAGCUCAAAGCUGGGAUGCCUCUGAGGCGUAGCGUCAUAGCGAAGAAGGGGGGCGCGCCUGCCACUGCUGGGAGCGGCGGCGCUGGCCGUGGUCGUCGUGAAGCCAUCGAGCGUAUUACUCAGAUUGCAGAGUCUUGUCUCAAGUCCUCUACUCCUCUACGGCACCUGUCCCCCAAGGAGCGUCUCCGCGAGACAAAGCGUGAGGAGCUUGGGCUCAUCUCCAAGGAACGGCAACGUGAGCUUGAUAUGGCCAAGGCUGAAGCUAAAGCCAAGUCUAAGGGUAAGAGUGGAGGUGAUGGUGACCGUGUUCUGAUGGGUCCGCCAGGCCUUGAUUAUAUCAGUCUUGGCCUGGUAGAUGAGGAGGCUAUCCCUGAGUAUGAGCUGACAGUUGAAGAUGGACGGCGUCUUGCCAAAGAAUACAGCCGUGUGCUAAUGCGACGACACCGCGCACGUCAAACUGCAGAGUCAACGCUGUUGAGGCUCAAGAAGGAGGCCAUUGCUGCACUACCUGAGAAGCUGCGAGCUGCUGCUAUGGUUCCUGACAUGACCCCUUUCCCUGCAAACCGCUACAUGGCAACGCUCACGCCGCCAAUUGAAGGAUAUAUUGAAAAGGUGCGAGACGCUGCCAAGAAGUAUUCAGUGAAGGAGAAACUUCGUUGAGUUCGAUUCAGGGGAGGAAAGAGUCUUUCUCCAUACAAGAUGCCGAGAGUUUAGACGCUUUCUUAUGCUCCUUUAAUUCUUGGCCUGUCUAGGUUUGAUGACUACUUUGUGCUAUUUUGGUCUUAGAUAAUCAGAUUCUGGUAAUAAGCCGCCACAAUUUUUAUUUGCAAGAUCCUGCCAUGUUAUUCUGACUGAACUGUUCACUUCAGUUUUACUCCCUCCAUUCCUUUUUAAUCAGCAUACAAGAUUUAUCUGAAGUCAAACUUUGUAAAGUUUGAUGGCUACUUUGUGCUAUUUUGGGUUUGUGAUAAUCAGAUUGUGGUAAUAAGCUGUCA
Hordeum vulgare subsp. vulgare (domesticated barley) is the source of this 1386-nucleotide messenger RNA. RefSeq lists its product as uncharacterized. The transcript has 2 exons. NCBI's taxonomy places the organism in Eukaryota, Viridiplantae, Streptophyta, Magnoliopsida, Poales, Poaceae. Gene Ontology annotation, cellular component: mitochondrial large ribosomal subunit; mitochondrial ribosome. The coding region runs from base 251 to 1051 and encodes 266 amino acids. The record is from RefSeq and is a predicted model, not a curated record.